This is a messenger RNA of Lepus europaeus (European hare), 1204 nucleotides long. RefSeq names its product aurora kinase A and ninein interacting protein (gene AUNIP). Gene Ontology annotation, cellular component: spindle pole; centrosome. The transcript has 4 exons. The record is from RefSeq and is a predicted model, not a curated record. The coding region runs from base 65 to 1204 and encodes 379 amino acids. Gene Ontology annotation, biological process: spindle organization. NCBI's taxonomy places the organism in Eukaryota, Metazoa, Chordata, Mammalia, Lagomorpha, Leporidae.
CCGGGCCCUGAGGCGUCCCCAGCCCGCGCCUUUGUGGCUUGGCGGCGGCGUCUUUUCGGUGGCCAUGAGGCGGAGAGGCCCAGCGGAGGAGGCCUGCGGCGUGUGGCUGGACGCGGCGGCUCUGAAGAGGCGGAAAGUGCAGACACAUUUAAUCAAACCAAGCACCAAAAUACUAACACUGCUUCCUGAAGAGAGAAAGACUAAUAUUUAUUUAACUCAAAGAAGAACUCCACAUGCAUGUGUUAAGCAGACCAGCAUUGCUUCCUUCUUUACCUUGCAACCAGGAAAGACAAAUGGUGGUGACCAGAGAAGUGUUCCAUCUCCUGCAGAAAGACAGAUCAACAAAGAAUCCAAGAAUGAUGCCUCCCCUCUAAGGGGCCAUUUGAUCCAAGGCUCUGGGGAUGGUUGCAUGGCACUCCCUUUUGCCACUUCAACCCCAGCAGACAUCCCAGAGACGGGAUUUUCUCCUCAGCUCCUCCAGACUUCUGGCCACCACAAAAUGGGAAAUUCACUUUUGACUGAGCUGUCUUUGCUGCAGCCUGAUACCCUAGUCUGUGCCGGACAGAGUGAAGCCUCACUGGCUUUUUCCUUUACCCAGGACUUGGGAAGUUCUUGUUUACUGGACCAGAAGGAGGGACAGAAGGAUUCUUCCAUAAGGGAAUGGCUUCAUGGAUCUAAAAAGAAGUCUCAGGGCCUGGAGGGACACAGCAGCCCAGCUAGGAGAAAAUGCCCUCAAUCCUUGGACAAAGCUAAAUUGGAAAGGAAGGUGUCUGCCAAAGAAAACAGGGAGGUCCCUCGGACUCACAGGGAAUCCUGGAAUGGAAAAAACAUAGCAGUGGAACGAAGCCCUUGUCCUGUUUCUGUAUUUUCCUGGGAUAGUGAAAAGAAUGACAAGGACUCAUGGAAUCAGCUUUUCACUGAAGAUUCUCAGGGCCAGCAGGUCAUUGCCCACAACUCUCGAGCCCCUUUCCAGAACAUAAGCAACAGCUGCCAUCAGGGCUUGGCACAGUUUCCUGACAGCACUCAGGCUCUGUGCCAGGUGGGACCGACACAGUUCCACCUGCCCCCUGACCUUCUCUUUACCCAGGACUCUGAAGUCCAAGCUCUAGCUUGUCUGCCAGACUGUUACAGAUUUCUGGCUGAGACGCAGAAACAUCUGUCUGUGGUGAGGAAGGCAGCUGUUGAAGGAGUUCCAGGAGCGUGA